AAAGAUAGUAGCUGAAUGGUCAUACUGUCGUCACAAGUAAAUAAAAAUAAAAAACUUAAUUCACUAUAGAUUAAACAAAACUGACCAGAUUCGUGACAAUGUCAACCUACUACUUUGUUAUUGUUGGCCACAAUGAUAAUCCCAUAUUUGAGAAGGAAUUCAGCACAGUGAACAAGGAGCUGCGGAAGGAGGACCACAGGCACCUGAGCCAAUUUAUUGCCCAUGCCGCCCUGGACCUGGUGGACGAGCACAAAUGGAAGACGGCCAACAUGCAACUAAAGUCCAUCGAUAGAUUCAAUCAGUGGUUCGUCUCCGCCUUCAUCACGGCCAGUCAAAUCAGGUUCAUCAUCGUCCACGACAACAAAAAUGACGAGGGCAUCAAGAACUUCUUCAACGAGAUGUACGACACCUACAUCAAGCACUCCAUGAACGCCUUUUACCGGAUCAAUACGCCCAUCAAGUCGCCCAUGUUUGAAAAGAAGUCGGAGAUCUUUGGCCGAAAGUAUCUGUUAUCCUAAAUGUGUUGCAAGUUCUUAGCAAAUAAGUGUAAAUAUUAUUAAAUUUAGUGAAAACAGUAGUCAAAAAUACUCUGUUUCUGCCUUAAAACAGCCCCAUAAGUAAUAAGUAA
Messenger RNA from Drosophila kikkawai, 628 nucleotides. RefSeq names its product TRAPP subunit 20 (gene Trs20). Gene Ontology annotation, biological process: endoplasmic reticulum to Golgi vesicle-mediated transport. The record is from RefSeq and is a predicted model, not a curated record. NCBI's taxonomy places the organism in Eukaryota, Metazoa, Arthropoda, Insecta, Diptera, Drosophilidae. Gene Ontology annotation, cellular component: cytoplasm; TRAPP complex; nucleus.